AUGCCGCAAUCAUCCUCAACUCGUACUCACGACUUGAGGAAUGCAACCCCGACUUGUUCAAGGCUUUGUCCAGGUCCGUCGUGCAAACAGAGCCGAGAAGUUUCCAAGUGCAUCACCUUAGCCCGCCUCGUCAUGAAUGCGUUCGCGAAGUGCCUGGUGCGCAAGAGCCAGACGAUGCACGUGCUCGGCGACAUUCUGGCAUCAAGGACCGCCGAGCUCAGCCCGCAGAAUGUGACUAACAUUGUUCAUGCAUUCUCCAGGUUGUCCUGCUACAAUGUUCGCUUGUUUCAGAACCUGGUCACCCGGGUGUCCUCCGAAGACUUGAAAGCUUACAAGCUCUACGAACUUGGGGUGCUUUGCCACAACUUGGCAAAGCUGCGAUCUGGCGGCCCGACGGUCUACGCUGCCAUGUUCGGGGAGUUGGCAAGGCGACCUGCAGAGGACUGGGAGCCCAAGGCGGUGGCACAGGUGCUAGACGCUAUGAGACGUCGAAGCGCAUUCAGUCACGAGCAGCUGCUGGUUUUGCUGUUCCGAUGCUUCUUCGGCAACUUGGAUGCUUAUCCAGUGCAUCCGUUGACUCAGGCAUCCUGGUGCUUCGUUGAGUUGGAUGCCUUGAACCUCGCGAAAGACUUGUGUCCAGAUUUGCCCAGCGACGAGUCAACUCAAGGCUUCCCAGAGGGGCGCUUUGCCAUGAGAAGGGUCUUCGAAAGGCUGGAGGACCUCAAUGCCCGCAACACCUUCACGCCCACUCAGAGAUGCCAUGUCCAGCAGCUGAUCCGGGCGUACAGGUAUCGCUUCGAGUUGGACUACGGCUUGAUGCCCCAGAAGGUAAAAUCCUUCUGCAAGUCACAGUUUGACAUCUCAAACUCUGUGGCGCUGCCCUCAGAAGAUCUCAGGCAGACGUCGCUUGAAAAUCGUCCCAUCCUGGGCACAUGGCUGUCAGAACCUGAGCUGAAGGUGGCCUUGGUACUCGUAAGCUUCAUUUCCCUCGGCACUUCGCUUCGCUUCAUUACCGGUUGGCUGCAAGUUGCAGCCCAGUUCAAUCAAAGCCAAGGCGGACGCAUCCAAGAGCUUCAAGAAAAGUUUUACCAACUCAAGGCUUCGAUAGAUGAUUCCGAGGAGGCUGAUCCAGAGGUUCUGAACACCUUGCACAGUAUUGAGCAGCAGAUGGAGGAGCUGAAAGAGGGAAAUCAGAACUUGGAAGAGGCAAAGCAGCAGCUGGAGAGGUCUCGCGAAAGCCUUGAUGCCGCCGAUGCAGCCUGGACGGCCACCUGCUUUGCCCUGGCAACACAAUCGCUGGGGUUUACCAGAGAGAUCAUGAGCAGCUUCGAGCGUCUUGUGGCCAACGACUUGCCACCUGAAGAGGCUGCAGAGCUGAAGCUGUAUCGCAUGGUCAACGUGUGCAUCCACAAGCGAGCAGAAGGAGGUGAGACGUCUGAACUUGCGCUCGAUCUGGUGAAGCAAGUCAUGGCGGCCAUGAAGAGAGGCAAAAGGCCACCGAAGAUGCCAAGAGAAUGGGCGGACGACGCAGACAGCGAAGACGCCGCCACCCAGGUGCGAGAGCAGUCUGACAAGCUCUGGGACCUCAUGCGAGCGCAG
Messenger RNA from Symbiodinium sp. CCMP2592, 1599 nucleotides. NCBI's taxonomy places the organism in Eukaryota, Dinophyceae, Suessiales, Symbiodiniaceae. The record is from the annotation of a GenBank genome assembly.